AUGAUCGUGCCAAUAGUCCUGGAGAUUAUGGAUGCUGAUACGGAGCCUGGUGCUUCAACAACCGGACCUAUCCUUCUAGAGGCACUCCUGCAGACACUUUGUCAAGGCGUCCUCUUCGCGCAGGCCGUUCGUUACUGGGACAGCCGGAUAGAAGAUACCCUGCGGUUAAAGGCCUUCGUGGGGACGCUGGUCGUCCUGUCCAUGUUACAGACUGCACUUGAGAUCUAUAAAGUGUGGUUCGUGACUAUCCUUGACCAUCCAUGGUCCGCAAGCCCGCUGAAAUGGACGGACAUCCUCCUAAACGGCGUGAUUGUCGUGCUUUGUGAAACGUAUCUCGUUCGGAGAUGUUGGAUGGCCACGAACAAAAAGAUGUGGAUAUUGAUUCCCUUGGUCGCACUUACGCUCUCAAUUUUCAUUGUCAACGUAUUCUUGGCCAUUGAGGUAGGAAAAGCUACGGGCGACGUCACAGUGGAAGAUGUGCGUAGAUUCUCCCUGAUCAUGGAUUAUGCACCUCAAUUCGAGUUUAUGCAGCCUCUGCGGGCGAGGACCAGGAAUAUGCCAUCGGCUAAGUUUGCAUUUUCGUACUGGAUAUUCGGAUCUCUCGCCCUUGACUCCAUUGUCACGACGAUAUGCAAGUACGGGUAUGCUUGA
This is a messenger RNA of Gloeophyllum trabeum ATCC 11539, 651 nucleotides long. RefSeq lists its product as uncharacterized. The transcript has 7 exons. NCBI's taxonomy places the organism in Eukaryota, Fungi, Basidiomycota, Agaricomycetes, Gloeophyllales, Gloeophyllaceae. The record is from RefSeq and is a predicted model, not a curated record. Bases 1 to 651 code for a protein of 216 amino acids.